AUGCGGCUCCGGGAGCCGGGGCGCAGCGCCCCAAGUUCAGUCCGGCCUCGCGCACACCAAGACGCCCCAGAGGGGAAGCAAGCAAAAGGAAAGGGGCUCGGGAGCUCUGGGGGGCGGCUAGCGAGGCCAGAUGCCGGGGCGGGGAGGGUGACCUCGGCGGCCAAGGUCGGGGGCGUCCUUCUCCCUCCCAGUCCCACCGGCGAGCACCUUUGCCCUCCCGCCCGGAGCAGCAGGGCCCGCGGCCGGCGGGCGCGCCCGGAGAGCCUGCGAGCCCCGGGGCGGCUCGGGACCACCGUCCUUCUGCGAGGCCGGGGCAGCGGGGGCGCCCAGGUGAGCGCCGCGGGCAGGGCCUUCGCCUUCGGCCAAACUUCCCAGGCGCGUCCGCACGGCCCCGGGAGGGCCCGGCCAGGCGCCCCCGGCUCCGCACCCGGAUCCCGCGCGCCCCGCCCAAGGUCGCCCGCCCGGCCGCUCCCGCCCCUGCCCUCGGGGCCUCUCUCCCUUCCCGCGUCUCCUCGCCGCCGAGGCCCGAGAAAGUUUGGCCCCGGCCCGCAGGCCGGGAGCCCCGCACUCACCGCGGGCGGCGGAGCCGAGCGCCCGGCGCUGGAUCACAGGGCGGCGGCGUGGGCGCCGAGCUCUCACAGCGGCCCCUGCUGCCCCGGCCGCCGACCGCGCUGGGAAGGGGAGGAGGCCGCCGGGGAGUCACCUGCCGGCGCUCCCACCCCGCCGCGUGACGCCGCGCAGCACCGCCCCCUGCCCGCCGCCGCCGCCGCCGCCAGGUACCCACGAGGGGCGGGCGGCGCGCGGCCCUGGUCGCCCUACCUCCCCGGGCGCGCCUCCCGCCCGUGCUGCUGCCGGCCGCCUCGGGAUAUAGGUUCUGGCCCUUGGACUGAUGACAUUUUUUUCUGA
Manis javanica (Malayan pangolin) is the source of this 906-nucleotide messenger RNA. Lineage: Eukaryota; Metazoa; Chordata; Mammalia; Pholidota; Manidae. The record is from RefSeq and is a predicted model, not a curated record.